Diaporthe amygdali is the source of this 1629-nucleotide messenger RNA. RefSeq names its product 7-alpha-hydroxycholest-4-en-3-one 12-alpha-hydroxylase. Gene Ontology annotation, molecular function: heme binding; oxidoreductase activity, acting on paired donors, with incorporation or reduction of molecular oxygen; steroid hydroxylase activity. The record is from RefSeq and is a predicted model, not a curated record. The transcript is spliced from 5 exons. The coding region runs from base 1 to 1629 and encodes 542 amino acids. NCBI's taxonomy places the organism in Eukaryota, Fungi, Ascomycota, Sordariomycetes, Diaporthales, Diaporthaceae.
AUGCUAGCUGAUAGUCUACCACUUAUGAGCAGUGGCUGGAGAGCCUUGCAGACAUCAUUUGAGGAGCGACAGAGUCUUUAUGUUCUACUGGGCGUUGCAGUAUCGUGGGCCUCUUGGUGGCUUUGGAGAUUUCUCAUCACACCACGCAUCUUUUCACUCGAGGUGAAAGAGUACCCAUAUUGGAUACCUGUCAUUGGUCACGGUAUAUCGUUCUUGAACAACUCCCAGGAGCUCUUCAAGCAGGCCAGAAAGCACUUUGGGAACAGCAAUGAGCCGCUUCAGCUUACCCUGUUUGGCUUCAAUGUGUAUUUUGUCAGCAGGGCGGAGGAUGUCAGCGAGGCAUACCGCCACAUGCGCACCCUCACUGUAGAUGAGUUCUACCGGGGGGUUUUCCUCAGCAUGGGAGCCUCCAAGGCGAGCGUUGAAAAAGCUUUCGCGCCCCUGCCAGAGGAUAUUAAGGACCCCGAUAAUGCCCAGCGCAAGCCGGUCGCCCAGCUCGCACGUGAGAUGCAGAUCACGCAGCUGCAGCCAGGACCGAGCCUGGACACUCUCGAGCGCGCCGAGCUCGAUUAUUUGGAGGACAACGUUAAGAUGAAUGCUAUUAGCAUGAUCCGGUCCCGGUACCCAGACUUACUUGGAGGUGAGACACCGGGUGCGACGGGAUCCGUCGAGCUGCCUCUCUGGCAGUGGUGCGCGGAUGUCAUGGUGCGUGCGGCUCAGGGAGCUUUCUUUGGCAGCGCCCUCGACCGUAUCGACCCAGAUUUGCCCGAGAAAUUCAUGGAGUUUGAUAAUAUCGGCUGGAAGCUCCUCUACCAGUUUCCAGAGUUCCUAGCCCGGGACACCCUUGGCAAGCGUGAUGAGCUGCAUGCGGCCCUGAAGGCAUUUUGCGAACUCCCGCGCGAAGAGCGGAGUGAUGCGAAGGCGUGGGUCAUCGACUCGACUGAAGACAAGCUGCGCGCCUUGGGUAUUCCAACUGAUGAUAUUGCCUCUAUCUUACUCAUUCUUUACUGGGGGACAAACACAAACACUCGGAAAGCUGCGUUCUGGUUGAUAUGCUUCCUGCUUCACAACCCGACACUCAUCGACACCAUCCGUGCCGAGACGGCCGCCGCAUUCGGACCAAACGGUACCAUCACCGACCUCACACACCUCCACCAGAACUGCCCCGAGCUUGACGCGGUGUGGAACGAGACCAUGCGCCUGACUGGCGUGGCAGCGUCGGUGCGCACAGUGACGGCUGACACAGUCAUCGGUGGCCGCACGCUGAGGGCGGGCAACCGUCUGAUCAUCCCCUAUCGGCAGCUUCAUCUCGAGCCUCGCAUCUUUGGAGACGACAACAUGACGUUCCGGCCGUCGAGGUUCCAGACUAAAAAGUCUCAGACGGGCGAGCGACUUCGUAUGGAGCAUUUCCGCCCCUUCGGAGGAGGCAGCACAAUUUGCCCGGGCCGUUUCAUCACUAAGCGCGUCGUGGUCGACUUUGUAGCAUUGCUACUACGGCGCUUUGAUAUUUCCAUGGCCGGUGGAUACCAGCCGAUGCCUGCGGCUGAAGAGUGGAGGCCCGUCUUGGGCGUGAUAGAUGUCAAGCCUGGCGACGACAUGCGCAUCAGGUUGACGCCCAGAAAAGCUUAG